AUGCAAGAAGCCCAAGACCGCCAGGGUGCUGCAGAAGACGAACUGUUUCAGAGGAUUCGUGAGUUGGAGCAACAGGUGGGCGAAACGACACCAGCUCCAGCUGCGACGGUCCUCACUGAGGCGGACAAGGGGGCAAUAGAGGACGAGCCCGAGCCCACGGAAGAGUCUGAAGAGGAAAUCCUCGUGGAUGAGCAAGAUGCCCUCAGCUCCAUCUCCGCAGCAUCCUUGCCCAGGGGCCAAGCCCCGUCUGAGGACAUGGAGGAUGUGGCUGAGGAGCAGCCGUCUUCGGCUGCUUCAGUACAGGAGGACGUAGAGCUCGCCGCAGAGCAAAGCCUUGAGUCGGGCGAGCGCACCAGCGGAAGUGCUGAUCGGACUGACAGCGCCCACACCGUGGAGCCAGCAACUGAGCUUGGCGCUGGUAUUGCGCAGCCUGCCAGUGAGCUUGCCCUUGAAGCCAGCACGGAACGUGUCGCAGAGUCUGCCAGUGAGCUGGCAGACAGUGAGCCUGCCAACACUGAGCUGGCGGCAAGUGAGCCAGAACCGCUGGAGAGUGAGAUGGCCGCAAGUGAGCCUGCUGCCAGUGAGCCGGCAGUAGCAGAGAGCGAGAUGGCUGCCAGUGCAGCUACCAGUGAGCCAGGGCUCGCCGAGAGUGAGCUGACUGCAAGUGAGCCCGCGGCAGAGCACGCGACGGCUGCAAGCGAGCACGCUGCCAGCGAGGCAGCAGCUACCAGUGAGCCAGCGCUCGCCGAGAGCGAGCUGACUACAAGUGAGCCCGUUGCCGAGCAU
Symbiodinium pilosum is the source of this 786-nucleotide messenger RNA. The record is from the annotation of a GenBank genome assembly. NCBI's taxonomy places the organism in Eukaryota, Dinophyceae, Suessiales, Symbiodiniaceae.